UUGGCUAUUCCACCAUACAAUGCAGUGAGGGCAGCCGGUGACUGGCACAGGGAUGGAACUAGCUGAGGAGUCAACUUCUGAGAGACAGACAGAAAAUCGCUUUAAAUUGGUGCUACUCGGGAGCGCUGAUGUGGGAAAAUCAAGCCUGGUUCUCAGGUAUACAAGAGAUGAUUUUAUGGAAACCGUCUCUACUACAGGAUGUGCCUUUUUCUCGCACAGAGUUUAUCUCCAAGGCAGAAUGCUAGACUUUGAGGUCUGGGACACCGCUGGGCAGGAAAGAUACCACAGUGUGUCCCAUCUUUAUUACCGUGGUGCCAGUGCUGCCUUGCUGGUUUACGACAUUACUUCCAAGGAGUCCUUCAGCAGAGCUCAACUUUGGUUUCAGGAGCUGCAGAAAUAUGUCUUCAGUGGAGAGAUGGUUAUUGCACUGGUAGGAAACAAAAGUGACCUUCAAGAUAAAGGAAAGGUCUCAAGAGAGGUUGCACAGGCUUUUGCUGAACAAAAGGGACUUCUGUUUAUAGAAACUUCCGCUAAAACAGGAGAUGGCGUAAAAGAGGUAUUUGAAGCAGUGGCCCAUGAACUACUGGCUUUGGAAAAACAAAAGGAAGAGAAACAACGCAGAAGGGACUCCCUCAUCACCCUUGAAGAAUCACGCUCCUCCGAUGUAAGGCACAGAUGCUGCAAUUUCCACUAAAGGCGCAGUAGCAGCAUUUGGGUGGAAUAGUGUGUCUCCAGGACAUACUAGUAGUAAAGAACGUCUAGUACAGGGAAACCUCUAUAAAAGACCGCCUCAUUGAGAAGACCAGCCCCAUUCUCCAGACCAGGUUUUUAUGUGACACACUGGCCACAUUCUUCGGGAAGACUACCUCCCACAAGACCACCUGUCAUUGCAAUUUUGAGUGUUUUUCUUAAAGACAUUUUGUUACGCUUUAGUAGACUAUAAGAUCUAGUUUCUAGGGACUAUAAUUUAAAGGGGUGCGCCCAUCAAUCGUUUUUCAAAUCACAUAUUUACAAUCUUUGUGAGUAUUCUGUGUAAUUUUGCUUUAUAAAAAACAAGUAGAUGGUUUUCUGGAUAAAAAGCCACUCCAUGUAUCCUACUUGCUGUCCUGGCUCUUUAACUUCCUCUUCAGACUUUUAGCACAGCAAACGUCUUGCUUGACCUUUUCGGUGUGAUCGUCAAUCUGACUUGAGAGAGCACCCCUGUAGUGACUUGGUUAGAGCAUCGCACAUUACACUAAUCAGUGCAAUGUUCUUGUGUGGGCACCUUUAUUUAGGCUGAUCAAGAGAACAAUCAUCCUGUUAUUCUGAUUCUAAACCUACUAUUGUCAUGUGGAUCACCUUUCAGAUAACAUCCUCCCCUCACAGCAGCAAUAAAUUGACAAUAUAUUACCUAUCUACACUGCUCGUUUCCACGGGUUACGGCCACCGCUGCAGCGCAGAUAUGAGGUGUGCAUAAAGCAAGUUGAUGCGCAUGUGUGUCUAUGCAUGCUUCAACAGUACCUGCCACCACAGAGUCCAGUGCUUUUUCUUAUAGAGUGCAAGCAUGGCCACUGCUACUGGAUUGCAGGGUGGUUGUAACCAUGGAAACCAGCAGUGUAUAAUGUGAUGGGAAAUGAAUGAAGCCAGCAAAGGAGGUAAUAUGGAUAAUCACAAUACAUUAGUAAGCCUAGUUUCACACUAGCGCAAAACUGUUCAACCUGCUGGAGUUAAUCAUAUCUGGCAUACCCAGGUAUUACCUUUCCCUGCCCGGCCGAAUCUAGGCCCAAAUGCUGGAAACAGGUCAGAUCCCCACUGGGUACCUUUACAGUCAAUGGGGCCUGGUGAUGCUCUGGCAGUUUCUGGCUACACCGGAUACGAUAAAGAGUUUAGCGCUAGAGUGAAACAAGUCUAUGUGCCUUGUAUGAACUUUGUCUAUAUGAUAAAUUCCAUUGCUAAAGUGAGACAACCCCUUUAAGUGUAAAAAAUACCCCUUUCUGAUGGAAGUGUCCCUUCAAGAAGAUAAAGAGAGACAUUAGCAACACUAAAUGGACUGAUGUCACCAGAGAACACGUAGUUCCAUCAAAACUUGUCUUUUUAAGCAACUUGCUUUUAUUUUGGUUGGUAUAAAAUAUUCCAUAUUGAAAAGAAAAAAGAUGGUGCACUUAUUUGUAAAAACUAGAAAAUAAAGGGAAAAGACGAUGGUACAUCCAUAGUAAUCAGAGAGUCUGAGAGUCCAGUGUUUGCCCAGACUUCAGCCAAAGACUCUUGGGGUCAUUUAUCAAACUGGUGUAAAGUAGAACUGGCUUAGUUGCCCAUAGCAACCAAUCAGAUUUCACCUUUCACAGCUUUGGAAAAUGAAACCUGGAAGCUGAUUGGUUGCUAUGGGCAAUAAGCCCCCUCUGUUCAGAUUGGCUCUAUUAUGUGUUUUAUUGGGGUUCCUAUGUUUCUGAUCAAGUUUAGCAUGGUCUGCAAUUCCAUCCAAACUACCGGGACCUUGAUGGACACUUCUAUAGUCAGAAAUUAUUGGGGUCUGUUUGAAAAUGUGUCUAUCAUAGCUUUCAUGGUUCCUUUAAAGAAGACCUGUCACCUCUCCUGACAUGUCUGUAAGGCUACAUGCACACUACCGUGGUGUGUUUUGCGGUCGGCAAAUCGCGGUUCUGCAAAAC
Molecule: messenger RNA, 2645 nt
Organism: Bufo gargarizans (Asiatic toad)
Lineage: Eukaryota; Metazoa; Chordata; Amphibia; Anura; Bufonidae
Gene: RAB17
Product: RAB17, member RAS oncogene family
Exons: 6
Coding region: 53-694 (213 amino acids)
Molecular function (GO): GTPase activity; GTP binding
Source: RefSeq, a predicted model, not a curated record